This is a messenger RNA of Silurus meridionalis, 1752 nucleotides long. RefSeq names its product VPS28 subunit of ESCRT-I (gene vps28). NCBI's taxonomy places the organism in Eukaryota, Metazoa, Chordata, Actinopteri, Siluriformes, Siluridae. Gene Ontology annotation, molecular function: protein-containing complex binding. Bases 117 to 788 code for a protein of 223 amino acids. Gene Ontology annotation, cellular component: ESCRT I complex. The record is from RefSeq and is a predicted model, not a curated record. The transcript is spliced from 10 exons. Gene Ontology annotation, biological process: protein transport to vacuole involved in ubiquitin-dependent protein catabolic process via the multivesicular body sorting pathway.
GUUCUUUCACGCGACAGGAUGUGACGUUCUGAUUCAGCGACGAAGCCUGACGUAAACAGAGGUUGAAUAAUAAAUCGUCCAAAGGUGUAGACAAACCUGUGAUUAUCAUCAUAAUCAUGUUUCAUGGAAUUCCUGCUUCAGGAGGAAUGGGAGGAGCUCCAGCCAAUAAACCUGAAUUAUACGAGGAAGUGAAGUUGUACAAAAACGCCAGGGAACGAGAGAAGUAUGACAACAUGGCUGAGCUUUUUGCUGUGGUAAAGACACUCCAGGCGUUAGAGAAGGCGUACAUUAAGGAUUGUGUGACUCCCAAUGAAUACACAGCCGCCUGCUCCAGAUUGCUCGUGCAGUACAAGGCUGCUUUUAAACAGGUCCAGGCGUCGGAUGUCGGCUCAAUUGAUGACUUUUGUAGGAAAUACAGGCUCGACUGUCCACUAGCAAUGGAGAGAAUAAAAGAAGACCGUCCGAUUACUAUAAAGGAUGACAAGGGCAAUCUGAAUCGCUGCAUUGCGGACAUUGUAUCUCUCUUUAUCACUGUCAUGGAUAAACUCAGGCUGGAGAUUCGAGCCAUGGAUGAGAUCCAGCCGGACCUUCGGGAACUGAUGGAGACGAUGAACAGAAUGAGCAACAUGCCACCAGAUUCAGAGGCCAAAGACAAAGUCAAUCUUUGGUUGACCACGCUGAGCAGCAUGUCCGCCUCAGAUGAACUCGACGACUCGCAAGUUCGCCAGAUGCUUUUUGACCUGGAGUCUGCCUACAAUGCCUUUAACCGAUUCUUACACUCAUCCUAAACAGCACCCUUUCACCAGAACUCCCCUGUAUACGAGUUCCUUUUGCUCUUGCUCAGAGUCCUUCUGAUUUGAUACUGAACUGGUGUUUGGGACUGUCGUGACUCUCUGUGAUCAAGCUGAGAUGUGGUGUAGAAUAUCUCGGUCUGUCUGUAUUCGUGUAUAUGCCUCCUACUUUCAACUCUAAUUUAUUUACAAGAAUUUAACAAAUGACUAAUUCUUUAAAGCCCUCUAUCAUAUCAUAAAGCUUCCUGUACAUUCUUGACAGAAGCCCUGUAUAUAAGUUCAUAUGUUUUUGAAAACACAGCAGUGGUCAGCUAGGACAUGGGAAUUUUACUUUUUUUUUUUUUUAUCACUAAAAAUGUGGAAUUGUUUUUAAUGUCAUAACGUCUUUUUUUUUUUUCUUCAUUCAUUAUAAUUAAUUAAUUAAUUUCCAAAGUUUAUAAAGUUAUACGGUGUGGUGUAGUCAGUUUAUAGGGUACUAGAGGGAUAGUACCAGAAGGCAAUUCAGUGAAAGCACUCAGAAAAAAAAAAAGAGUACUAAAAUACUUUAAAAAUUAAUUUUUUUUUUGUAUCUUUUAGUGCUGUAAACAAUUGCAUCAGGCAGCCUGAAGGUGUUAUUUAGUUCUUUAAAUAAUUCUUAAAGGUCCUUUGCAUUUAGUUUACCAUGUAACAGAUACAUACUGCAGGAACAAACGCUGUACUCAGAAGAGAAACCAUACCAGGUUACAGUUUAGUACUUUUUUUCUGGGAUUUUCUGGGGUUAACAUACAAGGUGAAGAAUAUAUCGUUUACUAACUAAAAUAUUAGAUUUUUGCAUUUCUGAUGUUUCAUAACCAUACUUUGAAUUUCUGUUAAUGAUGGAAUCAUGAUGUAGAUGUUCAUGGAUGUUCUUUUUUGAGAAAUUGGUUUCACUACUUUUUUUGCAAAGUCAUAUUUAUUAAAGUACCACUGUUGGAAAAAAAAA